Messenger RNA from Oncorhynchus gorbuscha (pink salmon), 2606 nucleotides. RefSeq names its product RNA binding motif protein 10 (gene rbm10). Bases 65 to 2338 code for a protein of 757 amino acids. NCBI's taxonomy places the organism in Eukaryota, Metazoa, Chordata, Actinopteri, Salmoniformes, Salmonidae. The record is from RefSeq and is a predicted model, not a curated record. The transcript has 20 exons. Gene Ontology annotation, cellular component: nucleus. Gene Ontology annotation, biological process: mRNA splicing, via spliceosome. Gene Ontology annotation, molecular function: RNA binding.
AGGACCAGGGGAGGAGGAGAGGUUCCCCAGAGGAGGAGGACUAGGGAAGAGAAAGGGUUUCUCCAUGGGCUGUCCCGGUGAGGAGCGUGGUGGUGGGGGUCCAGAUCCCUCCUCUUCCUGUAUAGAGCACCCAGUUCAGAUGGACUACAGACCAGACCUCCUGGACCUCAACCAGAGACCCUCCAACAUCAUCAUGUUACGCAUGCUGCCACCCAACGCUACUGCCAACGAGAUCCGUGCCCAGCUUCAGGACCAGGGGAUUGACCCAACAGAGGUUAUGAUUCGCCUGAUGACAAACAAGUCUUCAGGUCAGAGCCGUGGAUUCGCCUUCGUGGAGUUUAAUCACAUACAGGAGGCCUGUCGCUGGAUGGAGACCAAUCAGAUGGUUCUGUCUGUCCUAGACCAGAGGGUGUCUAUGCACUACAGUGAACCUAAACCACGGGCCAACGAGGACUGGCUCUGUAACAAGUGUGGGGUUCAGAACUUCAAGAGGAGAGAGAAGUGCUUCAAGUGUGGUGUUCCCAAGUCAGAGGCAGAGCUGAAACUGCCCCAGCUGAGUGAGUUACCCCUGGGGGGGCAUCAGAUGGAUGGUGCCCAGGGAUUACUGCCCCUCCCUGCCCUUUACCAGCCUGCAGCUGCCACCUCUACUGCCCUCACCAAGGCCGGGGCAACUAAUACACAACAGCCUGAGGUGGCCAACGACACUCUGAUCCUGAGGAACCUGGGUCCCCAUACCUCCCUGGAGUCCAUCCUGUCCACUCUGGCUCCCUUCGCUACUCUGUCUCCUUCUAAUGUUCGACUGAUCAAAGAUAAGCAGACACAACUCAACCGGGGCUUCGCUUUCCUACAGCUGUCUACUAUAGUGGUGAGGAGAUACCUACAGCUGUCUACUAUAGUGGAAGCAUCUCAGCUGCUCCAGAUCCUGCAGGCCUUACAGCCAACUCUCUCUAUAAACGGGAAGGCCAUCUCUGUCGAGUUCGCCAAGGGAUCCAAACGGGAUGUGUUUCUGACUGAUGGUAGUAGAGUGAGUGCUGCUACAGCUGCCAGUACAGCCAUCGCUGCUGCCCAGUGGUCUGUUACCCAGAAGGCCCAGUCCCUGUCCUCUACCUUCCGGCAUGGUGUGGAUGUGGGGUUGUACCACCAGGGGGCAGCAGUAACCCUGGGAGUCUGUGAAGAAGAGGAGAACCUGGACUACAAGUCCCAGACAGUGGUAACAGUGGUCUCGUCUGAGGCUGUGGUUUCUGGAGUGGACGGCGUACAGCUGUCUUUGGGACAAUCACAAUCUCCGCUCAUCACUACGGCAACCACACAGCAGGUAGAGAUAGUGGGUAAGCCUCAGCCUCCUACUCCCACCCACCCUGCCACCCCCGGAACUGCACACGAGUACCAACAAUACCCGGUCCCGGACGUGUCCACCUACCAGUAUGAGGAGAGUUCUGGCUUCUACUACGACCCUCUAACUGGACUCUACUACGACCCCAAUUCACAGUACUACUAUAACAGGGUCACUCAGCAGUAUAUGUACUGGGACGGAGAGAAGCAGACAUAUAUUCCAGCUCCCGCCCAAUCAACUGAGACUGUUGUUGCCCCCGGUGAUAACACCGCCCCCUCUAACGCCCCCUCUGCUGCCCUCGGGGGCAAGGAGAAGAAAGACAAGCCCAAAAACAAGACAGCACAACAGAUAGCGAAGAACAUGGAGCGUUGGGCUAAGAGUCUGAACAGACAGAAGGAGAACGUUCGCUCUCUCUCCUCUUCCUCCUCCGUGACCCCUGUGGCCUCUAUGGCUCUUUCCCCUGGUGACACCUGGGCUCCUGGACUCGGUCGCCAUGACGACCGCAGAGAGUCCGCCAGCGCAGACGCCGGAUAUGCUGUCCUGGAGAAGAAGGGGGCGUUGUCUGAAAGAGCUCAGAUCAUCCUGGACCAGCUCAGACACACAGACCACAGAGAGCGCUCCCCUCCUCAGGUGCAGGGUUUGGUGCCGGCCUACAAUGGAGAGACGGACAGCGAGGGAGAGGAAGGAGGAGAGAAGGAUGAGAGGAUGACAGACUGGGCUAAGCUAGCCUGUCUGCUGUGUAGGAGACAGUUCCCCAACAAGGAGGCUCUCAUACGACACCAGCAGCUCUCAGAGCUACACAAGCAAAACCUGGAACAGAGGUCGUCUCAGCAGGAGGGGGGAGCUGCGGAGAGGAGGGAGAGAGGUCUCCCCACCGAACCACCAGACCCCAAGAAGAGGAAGUACAGCCCCCUUGAUGGUACGGCUGGCAGUAGUCUAGGUGCCAGGAUGCUGCAGGGAGGGGUGAAGAAUGGCCUGCUGCUACGUAACAUGCAAGUGGACUGACCUCUGACCUCUAGCCCCUGACUGUUAUCCCGCUCCAGGGUGAAGUUUCCCCCUAGGUCUGUACAGAUCUUGGAUCAACUUCCCCUCCCGAAUCCUAAUCUAUUUUAUAAACACUUUUUACCCCUUUUCCGUUUGUUUCGUCAACUCCCGUACGGACUCUGGAGAGGCGAAGGUCGAGAGCCGCGCGUCCUCCGAAACACGACCCAACCUAGUUGCACUGCUUCUUGACACAAUGCCCACUUAACCCGGAAGCCAGCCGCACCAAUGU